Carica papaya (papaya) is the source of this 2358-nucleotide messenger RNA. RefSeq names its product Sphingomyelin synthetase family protein. The record is from RefSeq and is a predicted model, not a curated record. NCBI's taxonomy places the organism in Eukaryota, Viridiplantae, Streptophyta, Magnoliopsida, Brassicales, Caricaceae. Gene Ontology annotation, cellular component: endoplasmic reticulum membrane; Golgi membrane; plasma membrane. Gene Ontology annotation, molecular function: sphingomyelin synthase activity; ceramide cholinephosphotransferase activity. Gene Ontology annotation, biological process: ceramide biosynthetic process.
UCCAUUUAUAUCCUAACAAACCAACAACAGGGAGCCAGUCACCUUCCUCUCCUCUCUUUUCUUUCUGCCACGACCACCGCCGCCGUCACCAUGAUGUGGUCACCGGCGGUGAGAAGAGGUGGCUUGGGGAUGGCGGCGAUUUCCUAUGUGGCAAUAGACUAUCUCCGUUACCUGUCUCCCGCCUGGCACGCGCCUCUGCAGCCGGCUCUCUGGUUCCUCCUCGCUCUUCUGGCGAUCACACGUGUUCCUUUCUACAAACAUUGGAACUCUGAGAUACGCGCGGCUAUUCCCUUUGUUUUGUCCAUGGUUUUCAUGCUCUCUGCUCUUCUCUUUGAAGCUCUCUCAGUUCGCUUCGUCACGGCAGUUCUUGGCCUGGACUGGCACCGUGAUACGAAGCCUCUUCCUGACACUGGCCAGUGGUUGCUCCUGGCAUUAAAUGAGCGACUUCCCGAAGCAGUAGUCGAGAUAUUAAGAGCUCAUAUUAUUGGACUGCACCAUUUCCUUAUGUUGUUUAUGAUGCUUGCUUUCUCUGUAUUGUUUGACUCUGUAAAAGCUCCUGGCCUUGGGCUGGGGGCACGGUACAUGUUCACCAUGGCAAUUGGCCGUCUUCUUCGUGCUAUGACUUUUGUAUCUACAAUUUUACCAUCAGCCCGACCAUGGUGUGCAUCAGUUCGAUUUAGAGUUCCUGGAUAUCCUCACCGUUGGGCACAGAAAUAUUAUGUUCCUUAUGCCUCUGAGGCUGAUGCUAUCCGUCAAUUAAUAAACCGGGAUAUUGCAUAUGUUGAUACCGGAAAUUAUGUUGGUGAUUACCGUCCAGACUGGGGUGUAAUGAGCUUCCUCAUUGAUUUUCUGAGACCCAAUCAUGGAGAAGGAUCUACAUGGUACAGUGUCCUAAAAAAAGCUGGCGGUGGCUGCAAUGACCUCCUUUAUAGUGGUCACAUGCUUGUUGCUGUACUAACAGCUAUGGCCUGGACGGAGGCAUAUGGAGGUUUUAGCUCAGCUAUUAUUUGGCUGCUUGUGAUGCACAGUGCUCAGAGAGAAAUACGAGAACGCCACCACUAUACUGUAGACUGUGUCGUGGCCAUUUACGUGGGCAUCCUCCUUUGGAAGAUGACAGGUUUUAUUUGGUCAAACAUUGAUGCAAGAAGUGGAAGACGGCUUUCAAAACUUGAGAAGAUCCAAAAUAGAUUGAUUCAAGCUGCAAAAGAUUCUGACAUGGAUGAGGUUAGGGAGCUACUCAAAGACAUUGAUAUGAGCAGCGAAGAGAGCCAGAAGAAAGGUUCAAACCGUGCAGUAUGGUUUUUUGCUUGUGUGACAAUGUUCUCAGCCCUUACCAUGGUUCUUCUGGCCUUCACCUUGACCAGUGAUGGAUAGCUAUUUCUUGCAUUGACUUCCUGCCAUGGUUUUGAAGUAGUAAACAGAGAUGCUGACAUGUUUAACAAAAUAGGCAGUAGCUUGGCUUGGCAAACAAGUGCUUAACUCCUGGCAUUAUGAGGCCUAACUGCUCACUCAGACAUUAGGCAUUUUCUCAUCAGGCAACCCCCAGUUAAAGCAGUGAACCAACCAUGCUAUAGCGAGUUGAACGCUAACCAGACCCAACUGCAUUCCUAGGCAUCCUCUCCGACCUGCUCCAAAUGGAAUAAGUCUAAAAUCAUGUCCUCGGAUAUCCACAUUGACAUUGUUGCUUCCAGAAGAUCUCUCUGGUAUAAAUUUUCAAAAUUUUCCGAGCAUACUUGUGGAUCUUGACCCAUUGCCAGAGAUUUACCAUCACCAUUGAUUUCUUCAGUAUAAAAUGUGCAUGGAUAGUUAUAUCUUCCAUGGAUUCAUGUACCAAGAAAGGUCCAACAGAGUGUAGCCAAAAAGUUUUCUUUAUAACCAUGUCCAAAUAAGUUAGCUUGUCCAGAUCUGUCUCUUUCACCAUGAUGGAUGAGAUGCAGCCUAGCCUUAUGUACAUGAUGAGGCCGUAGGUUUUGGCUAAAUGGGUGAGAGUUCGGUGUGGGAGUUUGUCUGUCAGCAUGUGGAGGUGACGGAUGAUGGGUAAGGCUGGAGAAGCUGGCUGAAGCUUUUCACCAUCUCUGUUUCGACUUGGGUGGCGGAGAAUGAGAUCCAAUUAGAAGAAGAAUCCCAGGAGGAUGAAGAAUAUGGCGAUGGUGAUAGAUGAAUGACAUAUUUGGGUUGCAGAGACUCUGAAAACAGAGAAGCCACAUGUAGAAGCUUACCAUAUAUCCACGUUUUAUAUAUAUGGUUGUUAGUAUCGGCUGACUUAUGGUUAUUGUCUAACACACACUAUGUAGUAUAUAUCUAUAUUGAUAAUAUUGAUCAAUACAGGAUAAACAUAUGCCAGCUUACUGCUCUUAA